AUGACCUCAGGUAGCGGCUCCUACGAAGUUAAAGUAGAACAAGGUGUAAAGUUAUAUGACAAGCAUAAGCAGCAGCAGGCUGUCAAAAAAUGGAGAUCAGCUCUAAAAGCUGUCAGACGUCGGGAAGAUAAAUUUCUUGUUUUGGGCUAUUUGUAUCGUGCUUACAUGGACUGGGGAAAAUAUAGAGAUGCCUUGGAACUGGCUCAUAAACAAUUGUAUAUAUCAGAAGAAUUAGACAAUCCAAAUAUGAGAGCGGAAUCAUAUUUAAAUUUAGCAAGAUCUCAUCAACGUUUAGGUAGUUUAGAAAGGGCGUUAGCCUACGCAAGACAUUCACUUUACAACGAGUGUGAACAAUGUGCCACAGCUGGCUAUGUUCAUCUUACUGUAGGAUCGGUUUACUUAGAGUUGGCUGGAUUUUCCAAAGCUUUGGAUAGUUUUCAACAAGCCCACAGGAUAGCACAAGCUGUAAGAGAUAGAGGAUUAGAAUUGCAGGUUUACGUUGAAUUGUCGGAGUUGUUUAGCAGACUUCAAGACUCGGAGAAGAGUGGCAGAUAUGCCUCUAAAGCGUACGAUAUGUCUAGGUCCCUUCAAACCGGAGAUCUUAAUUCUAAGCAUCACAGGUCUGCUCUUUUACAAAUGGCAUCAGCAUUGAGGAAACAAGGAGAAUUAGGGGAUGCACACGACUACUGUUCGGAAGCAACUAGAUUAGCACUGGUGUCAGGGGAUCAAGCAACUUAUGCGAAAAGCAUCCGAAUUAUGGGAGAUAUUUACAGGAAAAAGUUGGAUAUUAAUAGAGCGUUUCGUCAAUAUGAAACGGCUAUGGGUUCAGCUGCUGCAAUGGGUGACAGGAUUAUUCAGAUGGAAUCCAUGGAUGGAGCUGCAAGAUGUUUGGAGGCUUUAAGACUGCAACACAAAAUUUGUAACUGCCGACCUCUAGAAUUCAACACUAGGUUAUUGGAAGUAGCUAGUUCCGUUGGUUCCAAACUUUUAGUUAGAACUAUCCGCAUUCGUCUGUCGAAAAUAUACAAAGCUUUAGGAGAUGAUGAACAUAAACUCCAUCAUGAGAGAAUAGCACAACGAUUAGAUAAAGAAUUAGAUCUCACAUGCGGAGGAUGUGGAUCACCGUAUGGUUAUGAAAGCGAUUCAUUAGAAGCGUUGCCUUGUACACACAUUUUGCACGCCAGAUGUGCAUACGAACUAUUUAGGCGAAACAGGAAGAGUAGAAAAAAACCAUGUCCAGAGUGUGACAAAACAAGUUCAAGACUGUAUUUAAAUUUUAACGAUAAUUUAAAUAAUUACAGUCCGGUGCAAUUAUCGGUUUGUUCCUCGGACAGUCACUGUACCUCACAUCAUGCAACUAGUUCAGUGUAA
Agrilus planipennis (emerald ash borer) is the source of this 1371-nucleotide messenger RNA. Its product is annotated as 43 kDa receptor-associated protein of the synapse homolog. Bases 1 to 1371 code for a protein of 456 amino acids. The record is from RefSeq and is a predicted model, not a curated record. Gene Ontology annotation, biological process: chemical synaptic transmission. The transcript has 10 exons. Lineage: Eukaryota; Metazoa; Arthropoda; Insecta; Coleoptera; Buprestidae. Gene Ontology annotation, molecular function: acetylcholine receptor binding; protein-membrane adaptor activity.